Messenger RNA from Paramecium pentaurelia, 782 nucleotides. NCBI's taxonomy places the organism in Eukaryota, Ciliophora, Oligohymenophorea, Peniculida, Parameciidae. The record is from the annotation of a GenBank genome assembly.
AUGUAUGAAGGCAAAAUUGUUGAGAAAUUGAAUAAUCAAAAGAAUUCCAUAAAGGCUAAAGUGGAGAAACCUAAGAUGGUUAGAAAAAGAAGUAAUAAUUUUUUCUAAAUUUAAAGAAAAAAUGAAGGAGAUACUUUCAUAAUUUUAGUAAGAAAAUUAUUUUUUAUUUUCUAAAGGGUAUAACAGGAUGAACAGGUUAUAUUGCAAAAGGGUAGCCAAGAAUUCAAUGGUCUAAUUUUGGAUUAUGGAAGAUUUAUCUAUUCUAAUUUCAAAAUCUAAUAUACUCACAAUAACGAAAUCUAAUAUCUAAGAGAUGGGUUAAUCAUAAGAACGUAUGAGUUAAUAACUAUAAUUUAGAGAUUAAAUAAUAUAUACUGCAAGAAAACCUGAAAUUCUAACCAAUUUAGAAUAAAUAAAACAUCUAUAAUGGUUUGGAUAAGUUAGAGAAAAUAAUCAUAAGAUAGGCAAAUGGAUAGCCACAUGGUAAAGUGAAACAAUCAAAGAUGUAGGUGGAUAAUAUAGUUAAAUUCACAAUUUUUCAUCAAACCACAUUCAGAGGAAGGCAAAAAGUAAGGCCGAUGGCGAGAAUUAAUUUAAAAUUAUUGGAUGCAAGGUACAAAUCAUUAUUAAUAAUAUAGCUAAUGCUUUUGAAGUAGGAGAAUAUGAUGAUGGAACAAGGAUAGGGAACUGGAAAUAUCUCUCUGAUAAAAAAGAAAUAUAUAUAUGAUAUUUUGAUUUUUUCAUUAAGUCAAUUGAUUAAGUAAAUAAUCAAUUUAUUUUGA